GUUCAAACCACGCAUUAGUCGUGGCUUUAGUUGGUUAUUAUUAAUCGUUUGCUUUGCUAGUGCUCAAAUAAAGGACGUGCAUCCAUAAAAAAGACAAUUGUACAAAAAAGUAAACAACUAAUGGCCUUCUUAUGGUUCAUGAUCUAUUAUACUUUGUGUUCCCUUUUCUCAACUACGAUUUCGGAGCAGAUAAAUUCUCUCCCUGGACAAACCGUCAAUGUUACCUUUAAGCAGUUCUCCGGCUACAUAGUAUCGGAUGAUUAUUAUGGAAGAUCGCUCUUCUACUAUUUCGUCGAAGCCCAAUCAAAACGUUCGCCAACCCUCCUCCCUCUUACUCUUUGGCUUGGAGGAGCACAUGGCUGUUCUUCGUCUGGCAAUGCUUUGUUCACUGAAAAUGGUCCAUUCAGGCCUGCAAAAGACGGGAAACUGAUACUAAAUCCAUUUUCUUGGAACUUAGUGUCGAACAUGUUAUACGUGGAUUCCCCAAUCGGAACUGGGUUUUCUUUCUCUAAUACUGACUCAGACUACACCAAAUGGAAUCAUAGCAUGACAGUGCAUGAAAAUAUGAAGUUCGUCCUCAAGUGGUUUGAGAAAUUUCCCAAGUACAGAAACUCAGAUUUUUACUUGGCUGGGGAUGGUUCCGCAGGGCACUUAAUACCGCAACUUGCUGCAUUAAUGCUUGAAUACAAUCAACACAAUGAUGCCAUGCCGAUCAAGUUAAAAGGCAUUGCUCUUGGGAACCCGGGUAUGGGUACUCCGGGUAUAGAUACAGCUGACUAUCUUUGGUACCACGGAGUCAUAUCUCAAGAGUUGUACACUAUGCUAAAGACGGUUUGUAGCUAUGCAAAACAGUUCUACGAGGGGCAUCAUGGUAAAUUCUCUAAAGACUGCCAGAUAGUUUCAGAUAAGAUGUUUGAGGAGACUGGGGAGGACUUUGAAAUGGAUAGUUUGCUUUCUCCAAACUGUGUUUCAUCAAAUCCGCUGGCUAGAGAAAACAUCAUUGGUUAUCCCUGCCUUUCUGAAAAUACAUUGGCCUAUUUAAACAAGCCUGAAGUUAGAAAAGCUUUGCAUGUCAACAAGGCUCGUUUCCCAUAUCAUUGGAAUACCUGCGAAGGGCCCCUGUGGUCUUUGAAGGACGCAUACAGUACAAAAAACUUUCAUACUCUAUCAACACUUUUAGAGAGGGAUAUUAGAAUCCUAUUCUACAG
Molecule: messenger RNA, 1208 nt
Organism: Cuscuta epithymum
Lineage: Eukaryota; Viridiplantae; Streptophyta; Magnoliopsida; Solanales; Convolvulaceae
Source: the annotation of a GenBank genome assembly